AUGACAGAAAAUAGUAUAAAACAUCAAAGAAUCACACCAUUAUGGCCAAAAGCCAACUCUGAAGCAGAGAAUUUUAUGAAACCAAUGGAGAAAGCAAUUCGUGCAGCUCACAUUGAGAAAAAAAAUUGGCGGAAAGAAUUGUACCACUUUUUAUUGAACUAUCGAGCUACCCCACACACAACAACAAAGUUCGCGCCAGCUGAACUUUUAUUCAAUCGAGAAAUUAACACCAAAUUACCAAGUAAAAUUAUCAACCAAAACACCAAGAUUGAUCAACAAGUUCGAGCAAACGAUGAAAAGGGUAAAAGAAACAUGAAAAGAAAUGCAGACAAGUCAGCCAAUGCCAAAGAGGUUGACAUUAAGGUUGGUGAUACAGUAUUGGUCCGUCAGACAAAAAAGAAUAAAUGGUCAACACGGUUUGAUCCUAAACCAUAUUGUGUAACGCGGGUGAAAGGAACAAUGAUAACAGCUACUCGUCCAGGACAUUAUAUCACAAGAAACAUUUCAUUUUUCAAGAAAGUGCUACAACAAGAGAUUCAACACAACUCUGAGGAUGCAAGCGAUGAGGAAGAUUACAGUAAACUUGAUAAUAACCUCCCUGACACAAACAUUGAGGAGAACAAUGAACUUGCUGAGAGACGGUAUCCUGCGAGAGACAGAAGACCUAUCAAUAGAUAUGGUCAAAACAUAUAUAAUGCUUAGUAAUUUUAAUAAUUCGAUUUUAUAAUACCAUUGACAUUUUGUUAGGACUUCAGUGACAAUUCAAAGUAAGGGAGGGAUGCAGUGAUCACAUGAUAGACAUGUGAUACAAUAACAUUUAUAUAUAGUUUUAGGGUGUGUUCACAUUAGUGAUUGAUUGAGCGUUGAAUAAAUAAGUACAACAUUACACGGGCAAUCCCUCUCUGAGAAAGGACAACGUCUUCAACGGACUGGUGCCAAAAUCGUUUGUUUUUGGAUUGGUCGAGAGCGGUGCAUACAAGAAAAAUCCCUUCAACUUCAAGAAUUUUAGCGUCACCUCGAUUGGAAUCAGCGUCAAUGGAGAAGAAAUCACGUUCAGGCCCCUUCAGCUUUCCUAUGCAACAGCCACUCCGAAAUUCACCGAAGCCUACAACACGUUGUUUGCUGGUACGGGAAAGAUGUAUUACAAUACUGGCAACGACAUAUCACGAGAAGAAUAUCCAAAUGGCUACACCUUAUACGCUUUCGAUUUGACGCCAGACAUGUGUGGAUCAUCGCCUCAUUUUAAUGUUGUGCAGAAAGGAAAUCUUGCCAUUGAGAUUCAGUUCGGUACGGCGCCCGCAGGUGCUGUGAGCGUCGUGUGUUACGGAGAAUUUGAAAACACCAUACACAUCGACUCCGAAAGAAACGUGAUCUACGAUUACUCUGGUUAA
Molecule: messenger RNA, 1391 nt
Organism: Paramuricea clavata
Lineage: Eukaryota; Metazoa; Cnidaria; Anthozoa; Malacalcyonacea; Plexauridae
Source: the annotation of a GenBank genome assembly